AUCAAAAUUGGUUUACAGUAGUGAUAGUGAAUCUCAAUUAAUUUCUCAGUUAUUGUCACAAUCUAUUAAUUUGAUAUAUAUUUUUAUAUCAAUAACAUCACUAUAUCUUAUUUUUAUAAAUUAAAAAAUAUAUGCAUUGUAUGAUAUUUUACUAUUAAAUUGUGAUUAUUUUAUUGAUGUAGUGAUUUUAAUUUAUUUUAUAAAAAUUAUUUAUCUUUUAAUUAUCACAAAAAAUAUUCAUCAAAAAUGAAGACAGAAUUUCCGUUAUUACCGAAGAUAGUCAACGGAGGCAUUGCGGGUAUUAUAGGAGUGACAUGUGUAUUCCCGAUAGACUUAGUCAAAACACGUCUACAAAAUCAACAGAUUGGUCCAAAUGGACAACUCAUGUAUCGAUCAAUGAUUGACUGUUUUUCAAAGACAUUUCGUAGAGAAGGUCUGAUAGGGAUGUAUAGGGGAUCGGCGGUCAAUAUAUUACUUAUAACACCCGAAAAGGCCAUCAAACUGGCGGCCAAUGAUUUUUUUCGCCAUAAGCUCACUGAUGAUAACGGAAAGUUGUCCCUUCCUCGAGAAAUGUUGUCGGGAGGAUCGGCCGGUUUAUGUCAAAUAAUUGUGACCACACCUAUGGAACUGUUGAAAAUUCAAUUACAAGACGCCGGAAGAGUUUCUACUAAAGGUGUUAUUGAAGGAGGAGAAGCAAUAAUGGCUACUUCUGCGACAGCCAUUGCACUUAAACUAAUCAAAACUCGAGGAAUCUUUGGUCUCUAUAGAGGAACGGCUGCAACAAUGCUGAGAGAUGUGUCAUUUUCAGUCAUUUACUUCCCAUUGUUUGCUAAUCUUAACAAAUUAGGACCAAAACGAAAGGAUGGUUCAGGAGAAUCAGUUUUUUGGGCCUCAUUUCUUGCCGGUUGUUGUGCCGGUUCAGUGGCCGCCGUAUCCGUUAAUCCCUUUGAUGUUAUCAAAACUCGUCUUCAAGUGUUAAAUAAAGCUAAAGGAGAGCAAACAUAUAACGGAAUUAUUGACGCUUUCAUUAAGAUUUCCAAACAAGAAGGAUAUAAAACAUUUUUAAAGGGAGCCGUCUGUCGUGUUAUGGUUAUCGCACCACUCUUUGGUAUUGCUCAAACAGUCUACUAUCUGGGAGUCGCGGAAUUUUUGCUGGGAAUCAAACAAACGGCACAUUAAUUGAAUUAAUUUAUUCUUAUCUGAUUUAUAGUUAUAUUUUUGAUGAAUAUUUUUAUUUUUAAUUUAUAUAUCGAAAGAUCUUAUUUUUAAAGUUAUUAUUUACAAGAAACUCAGUAUUACUACAAUUAUUUAAUGAUAUAUUAGUGAUUUUAUUAUUUUUGGGGCCAUUUAUUUAUCAUAAAAUCUUAUUAUAAAAUUAAAUUAAAUAAUGACAAUCAUGUAAGACAAUCAUUGCAACAAACAUUACCAAAACUAAUAUAUAUUGAUAUAUCUAUGUGUUGUUUAUAACAAAUUUUAUUCAGACCUAAAAAAUAAAUAAUAAUAUUGUUAAAUAUACUUUAAAUUCAAAAUAAGAGUAAAAUAAAAU
Messenger RNA from Oppia nitens, 1546 nucleotides. Its product is annotated as mitochondrial glutamate carrier 1-like. Gene Ontology annotation, biological process: malate-aspartate shuttle; aspartate transmembrane transport; L-glutamate transmembrane transport. Gene Ontology annotation, molecular function: L-aspartate transmembrane transporter activity; L-glutamate transmembrane transporter activity. Bases 247 to 1179 code for a protein of 310 amino acids. The record is from RefSeq and is a predicted model, not a curated record. Lineage: Eukaryota; Metazoa; Arthropoda; Arachnida; Sarcoptiformes; Oppiidae. The transcript is spliced from 9 exons.